Messenger RNA from Saitoella complicata NRRL Y-17804, 2148 nucleotides. RefSeq lists its product as uncharacterized. The record is from RefSeq and is a predicted model, not a curated record. Gene Ontology annotation, biological process: vacuolar transport; polyphosphate metabolic process; vacuole fusion, non-autophagic. Lineage: Eukaryota; Fungi; Ascomycota; Saitoellomycetes; Saitoellales; Saitoellaceae. Gene Ontology annotation, cellular component: vacuolar transporter chaperone complex; fungal-type vacuole membrane. Bases 1 to 2148 code for a protein of 715 amino acids. The transcript has 2 exons.
AUGAAGUUCGGUGAAUCGCUUUCGAGACAUAGUGCGCCGGAGCUGAAGCCCUACAAUCUCGACUAUGAUGUGAUCAAGAAGGAGAUUAAGGCUGUUACGUCAGAAAACGGUUGUUCUAGGGAGCGGGAGGAUCGGUUGUUGCAGUUGUUGCAGGAGGAGUUGAGACGAGUUGAUGACUUCGUUAAAUCCAAAUCAGGAGAAAUCGACCGCAGAAUCGCCCACAGCCUCAAAUCCGGCGCCAACAACCGUGCAAAACCUAAGCAACCACAACUAAAGAACUUCUUCAAAUUUGACGAUGAGUUGAACCGGUUGACGCAGGAUGUACGGUCGUUGGCACGGUAUAUCGCAGCACAGAGAGAGGGAUUCAGGAAGUUGGUGAAGAAGCAUGCAAAAUGGUGUACACGGCACGCGCCCGGAGCCGACAGUCUCCACGGGCGGUUUGCGCCGUCGCUGCAGAGCCCAGAUGCGUUCCAUAAACGGGUUGACUUUGGACAGUGGUUGGUGCAGUUGGCGUCGUUGCACAAUGAUCGGGACCCGAGUGUACACAAGCCUGGCUCGGAGGUCAGUGUCGCGUCUGAUGCCUCACUUGCUCCAGUCAAUAGGAUCACGUAUUGGGUGCACCCGGACAAUGCUACGGAGUUGGACUUUGUGUUGUUGAAGUACAUGGCUCUGCACGUCCCGUCUUCGUCACGGAAGACCGCGAUGCAGAGAAUGCGGACCGUCUAUCUCGAUACUGACAAUCUCGACAAGCUAACAGAGGCCUCUGGAAAUGCGGGCAAGGUACAAGUUCCGACGGUGACUUGGGGCGAAGGCUCCGAGUUAUUGGAGGCUACGAUCACGUUACCCGAAGAGGACGGGCAGAAGAAGGUAGUGCGUGUCCCUCGGAAGCACGUGGAGCAGUAUAUCAGAAAAGCGGCAGAUGAUCUUGAUUUCUACGCUAUUGCAAAUGAAGGCGGUCUUGAUCCUCCAGCGAAGUUGCAAGAGGCGCAUACAGCUAUUAAGUCUGCUGAUCUUCAGCCUGUACUGAAGGCUGCGACGAGAAGGACGCAGUUUGCCCAGUUCUCGCAUGAGACGGGGAACGUGUCGGCUUUCCUCGACAGGGAUAUUCGUCUCCUCCGGAUUGAAAAGGGGAAGCGGAGGUGGGUGUCUGAGGAGUCAGACAAGGGCGGUGAGACGUUCCCAUUUGCUGUACUCGAGGUUCAGUGGCAUGGUGGACUGCCUCCUUGGCUCCAAGAGUUGACGGCAAGUCAUCUUGUAGAGCUUGUGGAUGGGUUUUCGCUAUAUGUGCAUGCGGCUUACAGAUUGUUGUCGCCAAUCAACGUUCAAGCACCGAGCUGGAUGAGCAGUAUCGAUCGCGAUAUCAGGAAGUUACCACCGAGUUCGCGUGAGAUGAGGAGGAAGAAGACACAGUUCCUCACGCCUACGGAGGCUACGAAUGAAUCUAUCGUCAGUCCUGGCUUGGUCAGUGGUGCUUCGAGCCGAACACCGAGUAUCCGUCAACAACCCAGCGUGGAAGUCGUUGGACAGCGGUACUGGAACGAGUUUGAUGAUGAAGAGCACGAGGAGGCGUGGACGGUGGAGGUUCCUGCGGAUGAUGAGCGGACUGGGUUGUUGGGUGCGUGGGGACGGAGGCGGAGUCGUGUUAGCAGUGCCACUGGGACGGAUGAUGAUAGCGAGGAUGAGCAUGGAUUCGGUGAUACCCUGAGAGUGGCAGGUCGGAGAGUUAAGCUCGGCGUGCAGAGGUCGUAUAUGAGCCUGCGGACAUUGUUUGGGGAGCACGAGAGUGUCUUCCACCCAAGUGAAAUCGAACAUGGACGCGACCCAGAACACUCCGACCACGAAGUCUCAAUUAUGAAAGCACCCGUCCGUAUCCGCGUUAUCCGCGGCUACUUCCUCUGCCUCCUCCUCUCCCUUAUCGUCUUCAGCUCCCUCACCGGCCUCGGCGCAGGUCUUCGAAUGGGAUCAGCAUAUCAGAUCGUUAUCUCAGCCGGUGUCAUGAUCUUUAUGUCGUGGGCUACGGUGAGCUUUUACGCUAUGCUGCCGAAGGAGGAAAGGAAGGGAAGGUGGAUUGGGUGGGCUGGGUUUGCGCUGACUGCGGCAUUGUGUCUUGGUGUGAGUAUUGGGACAGCGUAUGAGGUCAUUCCAUGA